Molecule: messenger RNA, 1296 nt
Organism: Musca vetustissima
Lineage: Eukaryota; Metazoa; Arthropoda; Insecta; Diptera; Muscidae
Product: lanC-like protein 3 homolog
Exons: 1
Coding region: 34-1296 (420 amino acids)
Biological process (GO): carbohydrate metabolic process; peptide modification
Cellular component (GO): plasma membrane
Source: RefSeq, a predicted model, not a curated record
GGUGAUAAUCGCAGUUCGCAGCAUCCCAGCGAAAUGGAGAAACGUUAUUUGGAAAAUCCUUAUCCCGAUUAUGUUAAUAAACAAACAACGCCUAUAAAUUUGGACGAGGAGCAUGUCAAGAAUUUAAUAUGUACCUAUGUGGAUGCUAUUCUGGAACAUUGUCGCCCCGGCUGUGAUGAUGAGGAUAAUCGUGGCGAUUUGUAUGUGGGCAAUGCUGGUAUUGCCUAUAUGUUCUGGAAAAUGUCCAGAUCGAAUCAGUGUCAUGAUUUGUAUCCAGCCUCACUGGAGCAUGCCCAUGCCUUUAUACGUAAUGCCAAGGCAAAUGCAGACCGUUACAAAAAGCGGCGGGAGGAACGAUAUUCGUUUUUAUGCGGCAAUGCUGGCAUCUACGCCGUGUCUGCGGUAAUUUCCCAGGAUCUGAAGUUGGUUCAGGAUCUGUCGGAUGAUUUAACAAAUUUCAAGGCCGGCAUUGCACCCAGCAAGGAGCACUUACACACCAAAUAUGGCUGUGAUGAGGUGUUGGUGGGAAGAGCUGGCUACUUGUCCGGUUGCUAUUGGCUGAAUGAUGUUUUGCCCGAGAAGAAAAUCACCGAUGACGAUGUUAUUUCCAUUUGUCAAAUGGUUAUAGCCAGUGGCCGGGAAUAUUCCAAAAUGACAAAUGCUCCCUUGCCGCUUAUGUAUCAGUAUCAUGGUACUGAAUAUUUGGGUGCCGCUCAUGGCCUAUGCUCCAUAUUGCAUAUGUUAUUGGAUAGUCCAUGGUUCAGCAGUGACCCCAUAUCGGCACCAUCGGCUGAGUUGAGAGAUAUCAAGAAGUCCAUUGAUUUCUAUUUAAUGCUGCAGGAUGAGGAGGGUAAUUUCCCCGUGGCCUUAGAAGAUUUACGUAGUGGUCGUGAGAAGAGAUUAGUCCACUGGUGUCAUGGUGCCCCCGGGGCGGUGUAUCUGUUUGCCAAGGCGUAUUUGAUUUUCAAAGAGGACAAAUAUUUACAGUCUUUGAAAAAGGCAGCCGAUUUGGUGUGGAAAAAGGGAUUUCUACGUAAGGGCCCUGGCAUUUGCCAUGGUGUGGCCGGCAAUGGCUAUGUGUUCUUAUUACUCUACCGUCUAACAAAUGAUCCCAAGUACUUCUAUCGUGCCAUUAAAUUUAUGGAAUUGCUAAGCAAUGCCGAAUUCAAGUUAAGGGCACGCACCCCAGAUCGUCCUCAUAGUUUGUACGAGGGGGUCGCCGGCACCGUAUGCUACUUAAUCGAUUUACUUGAACCCGAUCAAGCCCACUUCCCCUUUAUGGAUGUUUUCCAUUGA